Molecule: messenger RNA, 11080 nt
Organism: Mercenaria mercenaria
Lineage: Eukaryota; Metazoa; Mollusca; Bivalvia; Venerida; Veneridae
Product: sodium- and chloride-dependent glycine transporter 2-like
Exons: 14
Coding region: 169-2136 (655 amino acids)
Biological process (GO): sodium ion transmembrane transport
Cellular component (GO): membrane
Source: RefSeq, a predicted model, not a curated record
ACAGUAACUGUAUGCUGUAUUUACCUUACUCUAUUUUAUCUCUGGCUGCCAGUGUGCUAUAAACUUCUGUGGAUAACACAAGGGCCUACUGACUUAUUUUUUGCUCAGUUAUUUACAGAAAUUUGGAUAGUUCUUGAAUAAUUUGUCAGAAGCAGAUAAGAUCUCACUAUGACCGCAUACACUGACAAACGACAAGAAUAUGACUACCAUCUGAAAGCUAAUGGUGUUAGUGAUGAAUACUCCGAGUCAUCAAAUGAUGAUGAAAACGAGGAGCGAGGGAACUGGUCCCGUAAGAUGGACUUUGUUCUUUCCUGUCUCAGCUAUGCAGUUGGCUUGGGUAAUGUCUGGAGAUUCCCAUAUGUAUGCUACAGAAAGGGUUCAGGUGCCUUCCUGAUUCCGUUUAUUGUUAUGUUAUUUGUUACGGGUAUCCCGCUAGUCUACCUCGAGUUAUCAUUUGGACAAUUUGCCAGCUCUGGGGUCGUAUCUAUAUGGAAAGCUUCGCCUCUCUUUCAAGGAGUUGGUUGGGCCAUGUUUAUAGUGUCAGUACUGAUUGCCAUCUACUACAAUAUGAUCAUUGCAUACACCCUCUACUAUCUGUUUGCAUCAUUUAAGGCUAUGUUGCCGUGGGAAGAAUGUGGAGACUGGAGUACUGAAGCCUGUUCAAAAGCCACCCCUGCGGAAAUCAAAAACUGUACCGACAAUGCUGGGAGAUGGUGUGCUGGGGCUUGUGUGUACAAGACUGAAGUAAACACUUCUGUAUGGGACUCUGUUAGUGACUGCGCGGAUCCUAUAUCGCCCAGUGAUGAUUAUUUUCACAAAGUUGUGUUAGAUAUAACAGAAGGUGUUCAUGAUGUGGGAACUUUAAAAUGGGAGUUGGCCCUUUGUCUACUGCUGGCAUGGGUGCUAGUCUGUUUCUGUCUUGCUAAAGGAAUCAAAUCUGGUGGAAAGGCUGCCUAUUUCACAGCAUUUUUUCCAUACAUAGUGCUGACUAUACUGUUGGUAAGAAGUCUUACACUACCAGGGUCAGUAAAUGGAAUUGUUUACUACUUCAAACCACAGUGGCACAAGCUUGGAGAUGCAAAGGUAUGGGGAGAUGCAGCUAUUCAGAUCUUCUUCUCUCUGUCUCCAUGCUGGGGUGGUCUUAUUACACUGGCUAGCUAUAACAAGUUUCACAACAACUGUUUCUUUGAUGCCAUUGUUGUUUCUAUUAUGGACUGCGUGACCAGUGUAUUUGCUGGCCUUGUAAUCUUCAGUAUCAUUGGUUACAUGGCAUCCGAGCUGAACCAACCAGUCGACAAGGUAGCAGCUGAGGGGGCGGGGCUUGCUUUCAUUGUGUACCCAGAGGUUGUCACAAAAUUGCCGAUCUCACAACUUUGGUCUGUUCUCUUCUUCCUUAUGUUGAUCACUCUUGGACUAGGUACUCAGAUUUCAACAGUGACUACUGUGCACACAACACUUCUGGACAGAUUUCCUCGCAUCUUCCGUAAAAACCAAAAACGGAGAGUUCUCUUACUUGUGGGAAUAUCUGUAGUGUGUUACAUCAUUGGACUGGCAUUUGCUUCACAGGGAGGAAUGUACAUAUUACAGUUAUUUGACAACUAUGCGGCCACCUACUCUCUUCUUGUGAUAGGCCUCGUCGAGUCCUUAGCAUUGUCUUGGGUUUAUGGUGCGGAUCGGUUCCUGACAGAUAUAGAGUCCAUGUUAGGAUACAGACCUGGCAAAAUCUGGGCCUGGAGUUGGAAGUUUGUUGCCCCAUUUGCUCUGCUUGCUAUCCUGAUUUUUACGUGGAUAGAUUUCAAGCCAACAAAGUACAAUGAGAUUGUAUUCCCAGCCUGGUCUGAUGGUGUUGGAUGGUUGAUUUCAUUGUCGUCUAUUCUUGCAAUACCAACUGUAAUGCUUUACAAAAUCCUUGAACACAAAAGAGCAAGAGGCUGCAGUUUUAUAGAGAGUGUGAAGUUUUUGAGCAAGACUCCCCCAGACUGGGGUCCUGCCAAGAAAGAGCACCUUGCUGAAAGAAGGGCCUUGGAUACAUUGUCUGCUGAGGCUCUGGAGAGUAGUGCACCCUUGACUGGUGUAGGUUUCAGCGCCAUCGGCAUGAAAGAAGUGUCGCCGCAAAAUGGUGCAGAAAAUGUUUAAUAUGUGGUCUUCAUUUUUGUCAAAUGUUAAGCAUCUUUCUAUAUUGAGAAAUCUAUGGAAACACAAUGAUAAGGUAGAAAUGGUUAAGGUUAAUAUGUAAAAGGUACUUAAGGUGAAGAAAAUUUUUCCUUAUUAAUUGACAAAUGAAUCAUGUUUGUUUGUGAUUUUGGUGCAGAACUCGAUAUUUAUCUGUGAACUAUGUUAUGAUUGUUUAUAUGAAAUGAAAAAGUAUAGGCAAAGAGUUUAAUUCUUUCGGAAUCCCAAUUAAGACAGAAGGGUUCAGGUGAAAUGGGGGAAAAAAAAGUUAUCUUUAUGAAAUUAUGGAACAAUUCUAUUGUAAAACACCAUCAUAGGUUUAUAUAUGCAGUCAGUAUAAAUAUUCAUAGAUAAACUGGAUAUGGGCAAGAACCAUAAAUUUGAGUAAUAUAAUUGAAAACAAGCCAGUUUAAGGAUUAUUCCCAUUUUUGAUGAAAUUGUUUCUUGAUAAGUGUAUGGGAGUCUCUUUGCUGGAGGAUCAGCAUAACACUCUAGUGUUGUCCUUGGUGAAGCAAAAGUGACAGUUUGGCUCAAAGCAUUGUAUAAAGAACUGUUUGGGAAUCUACAUAUGGCUGGUCAGCUGCUUUAACUGUCCAAUUGUUCAGAACUAAAUCAGUAUAACAUAGGUAGAAAAAUGACCAGUUAUUUGUGGUGAGCUAUAUUUGAAUAUACAGUCUAACCUGUCUUAAGCAGCCAGCCAAGGGAAGCAGACAAUUUGGCCCCUUAAGCCAGGUGACCGCUGAUCGGAGGUGCAGCCAGUAUAUGUAUUCAGACUUCUGACCAGUUUAGCCUUUAGGCCCAUUUCUUUUUGGGUUUUCCAAAAAGCGGACGGCAGGUGGCCACUGAAUAAAGUGAUAAAAUAGAGGAAAAUCCGUCGGGGGCAUCAUAAAAUGGCCGCUGAAUGGAGGUGACCGCUGAUCGGAGGUGACCGUUAGUACAGGUUAGACUGUAUGUGAUAUUUUUGUCUCCCUACCAGUGUAAAUAAAGUAGAAGGGUUAUCAGUUAUUGCAGGACCUGGCAUAUCUUGGAAAGAAACCCAGGAUACAUUAGCUAGACAGUUUUCCAUAAUUACUUAACAUACAGUUGAUGGAAGUAAGAAUUUUUGAAGUUUUUUUUGUUAUUCAGCGAGGGGAAAGAGAAACAUGACUAUAUGAUUAUGAAAAUGCUCAAACUUUUAAUGUUGAUUUGAUAGAUUACAAGUAAAAAUGUUUACAUUCAUCUUCAAAUCUGUUUACAUAUGACAUGAUGCUAGUCUGCUUUGAUAAACCAAAGACAACUGUUACGCUUUUAAGUAAAAUUUUAAAAAAAAAAGAUCAUUGCAUAACCUUUUAGCUGAUUCACUGCUUUUUAUGACCUAUACAUUUUAAGAUUGUUUUGAUUUUGAAUAAUUAACAGUAUUAACAUUUAUAUUAAGCCAGUCAUAUCUACAUCAUUUGUUUGUUACUGACGAAAUAUACAUGUAUAUUAAUCUAGUUUAAAUUUUUCUGGUCAUAUUUAUGUGUGAUCUUGUUAUACAUGAAAAUAUGUAGUAGAUUUUAUGUUCACCCAGUGAAGGAUUUGCACAGAUACUUCCCUUUUACAUAAUUCUUGGUACAUGAUUCAUCCAUUUUAUAAGAACAUUGCUGAUUCUUGAUAUGAAAUGUAGAUCUACAGACCAGAAUGAUUAAUUAAAACAAAUAGCAUCUUGAAGAAGGCUCAGUAUACCUUUCAAGCAAGAGGGGUUUCCCUCUUGCACUCUCCCCUUUGCCACUGUUGGCAUCUCAAGUAAAUAGUUUGCCUUCCAUAUUUUCUGGCUACAUAAUGCCUUUCAUUGAAUAUGUUGUCUUUCCAAUUAAGACUAAAUUACAUUUGGUGUGUCUGAGUAAUUUGUGUUAUGCUGUCAGUGGAUAGUGACUGCAUGCAUAACACAAUAAGUUAACUUGUUGGUAAGGUUUCUGUACACCCAUAUGGAUUAAAGUAAAAAUCUUGGGAAUUGGCUAAAUAGGCAAGUUGGUUUGGAAGACUGCCUCGUUGCCUUUGGAAAAGACACUCGUGUUCAGACAAGUACAGAAUAAAAUUCUACAGUUCUUUUGUCUUUCUCUAAAGUUUUUAGAUCUACAUUUCAUAAUUUUGAAAGUGACAUUUCACGUUCAAAGCACCAUAAAGCUUUGAUUAUAUUAGUUUUGCUUGGAAUAAACAAUUGUGGUGUAAUUUUUUGCAGAGCUUUUGAUAUAAGUGUAGUUUUUACAACAGUAUCUUCGCCUUAUUGUUGUUUAAGACAACCAAGCAUGGUUGGCAGACAUGAACAUUGUGAACAGUCACAAUACCCCCCUAGUAAAACAAUUACAAUUAGCCUAAUGGGGGUUGCCUCAUGAUUUAAGUAAAAAUUUUGAAAGUGUACUUUUACUAUUGUUUGUUAGUAAAUAAAUUAAAAGCUAGUAUAUUAUGGAAGAACUAUUCAUAAUAGUUAUGUCUGAAAUACUAAAUUCUCUUGUUUGUAGAGUGUUAUGAUUCUGUCUUGUGCUUGGCUUAAAUUUAUUGACUCAGCUAUGUUAAUGGUAAAAUUUUUGUUGUGUUUACUGCAACAGUACACAUAGUAUUUUAUAUAAAUUAGCCAAGACAGUAAGUUCCAGUGAAUAUUUCUUUUCAGUUUUUGUAAUUGAAAAGAAUUCAAGUAUUUUGUUACUUUUAAUAUUAAUUUAUUGAGUUAUGGAUUUUUACUCAGUUUAAAAAAAAAAAUGUUUUUAGUUUUCUGUGAACAUUUUUUAAAAUUUUAAUAUACAGUGAAACACUGCUCGCUCGAGCACCCGGGCUCGCUCGAGCAAUUCAUGUGGUCCCGCCCGAUUUGUUUUUGUGAAAAUGUCACGAGUGUGUUAUUACUACGCAUCACCGUUUCCUCUGCAAAUGGUCUCGAUGACAAUUGGUAAAACAAACUUCAAUUUUCUUCGUAUGUUGGUCAAUGUUUGGGUCGCUCGAAACCAUGGAUAACUCGAGCAUUUUGCUCAUCCCCUUGCGACCUCGAGCGAGCGGUGUUUCACUGUACAGUGAAAAGAAUUACAUAUUUUUAUUGAAAAUGUAUUUCAAAUGGAGGAAACAUUUUUGCCUUUACAUUUGGGGUUAUUUUGUUUUUUACUUCUUUCAGUUUAUUCCUAUAUUUUACUGCAGGUAAAUAGCAAUAAGUUGAUAGGGCAACACUUCUUUUGUAAAAACUAUGUUACAUUUUGUUUGAAAUAUGCUGUUUACUGUGCAGUAUUGUGCUGUGUAAAGCUUUAUGUACAGUUCUCAGGGUUUUAUGAUUUCGUUCGAACCACUUCAGCAUUCAGUACCAGUAAUACUGUUGUAAUUUAUUCAUUCAGCAAAUAAAAAGAUGUUAGAGAAAGUGCUGUUUUAUGAAAAUCUUGUGCUCUAAAGUGUUUUAUCAUCUUAAUGUUGCAAACGUUUUAUUGAAAUACCAUAAUUGAGCCGUGCCAUGAGAAAACCAACAUAGUGGGUAUGCGACCAGCAAGGAUCCAGACCAGCCUGUGCAUCCACGCAGUCUGGUCAGGAUCCAUGCUGUUCGCUUUCAAAGCCUACUGGAAUUAGAGAAACUGUUAGCGAACAGCAUGGAUCCUGACCAGACUGCGCGGAUGCGCAGGCUGGUCUGGAUCCAUGCUGGUCGCAUACCCACUAUGUUGGUUUUCCGAUGGCACGGCUCAUAUUGAUUCUUAAUAGCUCAACUGGUGGCAUUGCAAAAUUCAGGAGUGGGGUGCAUAUUUGAAUUGUAUGCCAUCACAAUAAAUUGUCCGGCCAUAAAUAAGCAGAUAGUGGCAAAGUGUACAUUUUUUUACUGAUUGGGAAAUUAACAUUUUGUAUAUUGAAAAUUGUUUUGGACUUUAAAAGAUAUUAACAGACAUUAGAAUUUAUAUCUGGUCCCUUUUUCUGUUGUAAAAAUACAAAUGGGCAGGGGGACGGGGAGGGAGGUAAUAUAAAUAAGAAUUCAAAGUGUUAAUUUGGAACUUUCUUAACUUGAAAAAAAUGUUUUAAAAAAAGAAGAGUUACAGCAUUUUAAAACUUCAGUAAAAUAUUUCAGGUAGUUUGUCAGCUGAGAGAUUCUAGUCAACUGGAGCAGCAGACCAACAAUUUUCAUUUCAGAAACAAUCACAUUGUUAAAUAAGACCAAUGUUUCUCACCUAAAGGUUGUACACAUUCUGAAAAAACACACACAUUUACUUCAUUCCAUGUGUUAGUAAUGUAAGAUACUACAUGCUCUGCAUGUCCCGUAAGUGAAAAUCAGAUAUGGUGUAUCACAGAGUGUAAAUAUGUCUGUUUGAUGAAAAAAAAGAUAUAUCAAGGCUUUUUUUUUUCUUGAAGCCAAAAUUAUUACAGCUCCAAUGUUAACAUAUCCUUACCGCCAAAGUAUUACACACUUCAGCAUUUUGAGGAAAAAAAAAAUGUUUUACUUACUACAGUAUUUAUUACUACAACAGCAUUUGUACAAAAUACCAUUACCUCAGUGUACAGUUUGUAAAUAUUUGUGCAGAUAUUGUUAACUUGCAGUGUCUCCUGUUUUUAUGUUGUGUAUUUUUAGUCAGUGUUUCAAAUAUGAAGAUGUUACGGUUAGCUUGUGAAUACAGCUUUAGAAUUUAUAAAUGAAAAAAAAAAAAGUGCUAUGAAAAUAUCAAAAUAUCAGUGCUUCUUUGUAAAUAAUCUUAAUAUUCUUAGUUUUAAUUAGUUUGCUGCUAGGAUUAGGGUUUAGCUUUAUUUUGUUGAUAAUGCUUUAAAAAAAUAAUUGAUAAAUUAAAAAAAUAAUAAAUUAUUGGCAUGGCUUCAUGCUUAUUUGUGAAUUUAUUUUCUUAAACAACUUCAUUUUGUUAAUGCAGACAAAAUCCUUUCUAAUGGAUAUAAGAAUUCUUGGUAUAAUUUCAAAACUGUUUCAAUGUCUGUAGAGUAUUUUAUCAUUACUUUUCCUUUGAAUAUAGAAGGAAGGGUAUUUCAUGUUGAGUGAUAUUUAACUUUUUAAUGUGAAUCUCUCAUACUUUUAUCAGAAUUGUUCUUUGUGAGUCCUGAUUGCAGAAAUUUAAAAAUAAAAAAAUGUCUUUUUUUACAGGAGUUGAAAGAUGUUGUCCUGUAUGUAAUUUGAAAGUUAAAUUAAAAGAGGAUUUUGUCUGUAUAUGCAAAAAAUGUUUUUAUUUUAUAUAUAGAGACAGCUUUACAGUGUUAAGUGAAAUGUGUGCUGGUGAAUGAGGAAGUUUAAACUCCAAUUGUUGGAAUUGCCAGAGCUUUAAUAUUUAUACACUUAGUCGUAUUUUGAUAAAUGGUCUACGGAUCUUUCAGCUUGCAUUUUCUUGUAGUAUCUCAACUUUUUUGUCUUUUAAUUUUGGCUUUUACUUGGUUUUCUUCUUGAAUCUCUGAUUUUUGACUCAUUUAUGUCUUUUAUUUUCUCUUUUUACGCAAUUUAGUUUUUAAAUGUCCAUGUAUAGACUAUAAAACAUUUUCCCCAGAAAUCUCGAUUUUAUAUAGAUGUUUUUUAGUUUCCUCUAUUACACAAGUUUGUUUUUUUGAAUCUCAGUGUUUAGAUUAUAGCAACUUCAUGAUAUUUUAUAGGCAGACUGAUCGUAUUGUUGCCAUUUUAUGUAAGUGUAAAGUGUCCUUACUGUUUACAAACUUUUAAAAUCUCAUUUUUGUAAAAUUAGCACAAGCAUCACUUACUGUUUUACAAACUCUUGGAAGCUCAUUUUUGUAAAAUUAGUAUUGGUCAAUUUUCGUAUCGGAUAAAACUAGUCAUUUUGACACUGGACUUUUACCAAUUAACUUGAAUUUCACAAAAUUCACGGAAGUGCAAAUUUACCAGAGUUUGUAUGUGUUUAAAUUUCUGACUGUAUCAAUUUUCUCUUCAUGUAUGUUCAUCAUGUAUAUAUAUGCUAUUUUCAAGUGUGGUUUACUAUCAGUCAUAGUCCUCUAUAUAUCAUUAUGUACAUGUAGCAUGUCAUAUGAAUGGUGGUGUUUGAGUUUCUGUUAUCUGUCUACAGUUGUUAAUUUGAUUUUUACGUGACAUCAGCAAUCUUUAAGUGUGUGUGGUAGCUGUUGUAAAGUUUUGCUUGGAUUGGGUUUAUUGUUGUUAUUAUUGUCUGGAUAGAGUCCAUUCAAUAUUCCAGUAUGAUGAGUUCUGCUAAAAGCUUAGGUUGCACUUUUCAUUACCUCCUGUGAACAGACUUGAUAGAACCAAGUCUGCCAUAGUUCUGCUUGUAUGCGUUUGAUUCCAAAGGAUCUUAUAGAUCCAGUUGAAAUAAUCCUUUCUUACAGCAGUAUUCUUUUUACGCAAAAGUUACGAAUAUUCAUGCGGAUUUCCUCGAGGCUUGCUUUCUCUUAUAUUUAGAAAAUAUGGAAAUUUAUUUUGUGUCUUUAAAUCACAGUAAUUUUAUUUUAAGCAUAAUUUAAGAAACUGGUAAUGAAGAACAGUUAACCUGGUUCAUUUUUUCCACCGUCCUACCGUAUUUUGGUGCGUAUAGGUCGCACUUUUUCUACCCAUUUUGCUGCCUGAAAAAGAUCCUGCAACCUAUACGACAGAACAUUGCCAGCAGAGUUUUUUUCGGGCCAAUUUUCUGACCGUAGCUCUCGCAAAAUUACGUGCAUCUGUUACGAACAAAAUGAUAAAAAAAUAUCAAUAUCGGCGGCUUUUCAACCAAUAGCAGUUACUUUCAAUAAAAUAUAUCGUAAAUUACCCAUACAGACUAUUAAAAUUACGAAUGACUUUAAUUCAAAGAUGUUUUUGCGGUUUGAAUUACGAUUGUUUCUACUUUCACUUUACUGGACGCCAUUGACAUGUACUCUGGGUUGGAUAAAAUCUGGACAGAUCCGUUCUCCAUUCCAAACAUUGUUUAUACUAAUUCUUAGCGUAUUAAAAAACGUUAAAGAUAAUUUUUUACUUUUGAUUUUUAAACAAAAGAAAAAAAUCCAAAAAGAGAUAUUUUGUUAAUCUUUUUACUCAGAAUCAAAAGAACGCGGUUAAUUACAUGACACGGAAAGGUGUUAUAAUUGCUGUGCAAACAAUUCACACUUAAACUUGCAGAAUUACAGAAUGUAAACGCAAAUCGUCUGCUGCCAAUUAGUGUCAAAAAGCCGCUUUUCUUUGAUGUAGGCUGUUACCGAUACUACUGUUUGUACGAAAUGGUUGGGAUCGAAAGUAACACUGUCCGAUUUCCACCAAUCAGGUUCUGAUAAUAAUUCAGUCCACGGCAUCAAUAUGGCCGCCGCCAUAACUUUUUUGCCGGUAAAUACUAAAUAUUGCUGGGGAAUAAAUCCGAAAUUUAACUGCGACUAAUACGCUAGAACUUAAGUUUUCCGACCAUUUCCAGAGAAAAAAUUAGAUGCGGACUAUACAUUACCGCAACCUAUACACACCAAAAUACGGUAGUCACCUUUUUUACUGCUAGCAGCAAUCACCUAGCUUUUAGUAUAUAUAAUGUUGUAUAUAGGUAUGCAAAUAAAAUGAAUGGUUUUGAAUGGAGUGAGUGUAAUUAACCUAGCUAUAAAGGUGCUUUCGAUUCAUUUGUAAAUAAUUCAUGUUAUCGUACAUUUCUUUUCAGAUGUAAAUAUUAAGAAAUAUGAUGUACUUCACUGUGUCUUGAAUAGAUGCAAGUUUAAUGGUGAUAAUUUUUUCCCCCUAAGUUUUGGUCUAGCCCAUGGUAAUACAUUAAUUCUGUUGAAUUGUUUCCAUAAAUAUUAAUACCUUUCCAGAGUGAAUUUUUUGUUAGGCUUACUGGUAUCAGACUGAAAUUAGAUAACCACAAUCAUGUCAUCAUUAAAUUUUUAUUUCUCUUGCUUGGAAUGGAAUAUUUCAUAACCAAGUGACCUAAGUUAAAUGGAUAAUGAAGGAAUAAUUUUAAUCAGCCGAGUGUAGUGAUUUUGCAUAUAUACCAUGAACAGCAGUUUUCAUACCAUACCAAUAUAACAGAAUAAUUUUGAUAUAUUACUGAAUGCGCAUCCUUGAAUUAACUUAGAUAUACAUCUCGUUUUGCAGGUUCCAUGUGAAUUGAGUAUGACAUAUUGAUUUUUUUAAAAAUUUAAAUUGAAAAAGCCUAUGUACAAAUUUUUGAAUUUCAUUUUAAAUUCAAAAUUGCAUAAUAUCAUUAAUCAGUACAUUUGCUUUUUACAAAUAUAGGCAUUUGAGCCGCGCCAUUAGAAAACCAACAUAGUGGGUUUGCGACCAGCAUGGAUCCAGACCAGCCUGCACAUCCGCGCAGUCUGGUCAGGAUCCAUGCUGUUCGCUAACAGUUUCUCUAAUUGCUAUAAGCUCUGAAAGCGAACAGCAUGGAUCCUGACCAGACUGCGCGGAUGCGCAGGCUGGUCUGGAUCCAUGCUGGUCGCAAACCCACUAUGUUGGUUUUCUUAUGGCGCGGCUCAUUUUGUUUGAAACCUAAAGUUACUGAAACAGACGGCUUGCAUUCUCAGAUAACAGGCAUGUGCAGAUGUAAAAUGUUUUCAUUAAACACUUCUAUCCAUCUUCAUUUUUUGUCUAGCUUACUCCUGUAGCUUAUGUAUGUGUGCAUCUGUCUGUCUGCAGCACAAAGCAUGCUUUUGGAUACAUAUCAAGGGGGUGCUAGGCUCUUUUUUGUCUUGUUUCCAAUCUAAUUAGAAUCUUUGGAUCUCAGCUAAAAUCAUAAUAGUGAUUACCUAUUAGUAUUGUCGAGAUAAUUAGUCUUUAUGGUUUUCCUUUGUUCUAUACACGAAAAUUUCUUGAAACUCUUUUUUUCCCCCUAUAAUUGUUAGAUUUUAGAGCAAACAAUACAGUUUGAGUCCGAAUAUAUAUAGACACUUUUUCAAGUAGAUGGUAUUACACUAAAUUUGUUAAUUUGAACUACAUGUAUAAUUUUGAUUUCACCUAGAAAACAUUUAUAUGCAUUGAUCACUGCUUUCUGGUUUGAUAUUGGAAUAAAGUCACCAAACUAUU